Ananas comosus (pineapple) is the source of this 1946-nucleotide messenger RNA. Its product is annotated as protein NUCLEAR FUSION DEFECTIVE 4-like. The transcript is spliced from 2 exons. Bases 30 to 1694 code for a protein of 554 amino acids. Gene Ontology annotation, cellular component: membrane. Lineage: Eukaryota; Viridiplantae; Streptophyta; Magnoliopsida; Poales; Bromeliaceae. The record is from RefSeq and is a predicted model, not a curated record.
UCACUCCCCUUUCCCUUAAGAUCAUCCUCAUGACCAUGCCUCUUCCUCCUCCUCCCCCUUCUUCUUCUUCUUCUUCGCUCCAAUGGCUAAGCUUAGUAGGAACACUGUGGCUUCAAUCCAUCAACGGCGCGAACUCCGACUUCCCGGUAUACUCAUCGCAACUCAAAGACCUCAAACACUUCUCUCAAGUCCAACUCAACUUCCUCGCCUUCGCCUCCGAUGCGGGGAAACUCUUCGGAUGGUCUUCUGGGAUCGCUGCAAACCACCUCCCUCUCUGGCUCGUCGCGGUCAUCGGCGCCGUUCUCGGGCUCAUCGGCUACGGGCUUCAGUUCCUCUUCUUAGAAAACUCUAACCUAUCCUACUGGCACCUCUUCAUACUCACUUCCCUAGCCGGAAACGGCAUAUGCUGGAUCAACACGGUGUGUUACCUCAUAUGCAUCAAGAACUUCUCUUUCGAUUCUAGGGUUGCAGUAGGGAUAUCCACGAGCUACGUGGGCCUAAGUGCGAAAGUGUACACGGUCGUCGCAGAAGCCGUGUUCUCCCCAAGGGCUAAAUCUAAAGCUAAGUCCUACCUCCUCCUCAAUGCAGUUACACCAGUUCUAGUCACCACACUAGUCGCGCCGUUUCUUCGAGUCGUCGACGCGAAGCACAAAGAAGGGAAAAGAGAUCCUGCUUUCGUCGCGAUGUUCGCGAUAACGCUAGCAACCGGGGUUUGCGCCGUGGCGGGGAGCAUCGGCUCGGCAUCGCCAACGGGGUUCUCCUCGAGAGAGCACAUGCUGAGCCUGGGCGUGCUCUUGGCUUCUCCUUUAGUAGUUCCCGUGGCUUUUAAGUUGAAAGAGAGCAUAAGCGACAUAUGGGGGGAGAAGAGAGAGAGGAGAGUGCACGGCUUAAGUGUCGAUGAGAUAGAACUAGGAGGAAGAGAGAGAGACAUGGAGGAGGAGGGGAAAAAGGAACAAGAAGAAGAAGAAGAAGAAGAAGAACAACAACAACAAGUGGUUGUGGCUGAGGAGGAGAUGAUGAGGGGAGGAAUAGUCGAAGGGGGAAUAGAGGAAGUUGGAGGGGUUAAGAUGCUAAAAAGGGUGGAGUUUUGGUUGUACUUUUUGAGCUACAUGUUUAGUGGGACUCUAGGGUUGGUGUUCUUAAACAACUUGGGUCAAAUAGCCGAGUCGCGUGGGCUCGGUGAGACUUCCACUUUGGUCUCGUUGUCGUCCUCCUUUGGCUUCUUCGGGCGCCUCAUUCCCGCUCUCUUGGACUACUCCUCCUCCAAGGCUAAGUACAAGGUAUCAAGGUCCUUAUCAAUGGCAAUACUCAUGGCUCCAAUGGCUGGGUCCUUCUUCUUGCUCCUCAACUCAACCACGAUUUUCUUAUACCUCUCCACCGCUAUCAUCGGCGCGUGCACCGGCUCCGUCACAUCCAUCGCCGUAUCCGCCACCUCCGAGCUCUUCGGCAAGAAGCACUUCGGGGUGAACCACAACAUUGUUGUCACCAAUAUCCCCGUUGGGUCCUUUUGCUUUGGCUACUUAGCUGCUUUUCUCUACCAAAAAGGUGCUGUUGGAGGAAGCCAUAAGUGCUUCGGGAGUGGAUGCUACAACACCACCUUCAUUAUUUGGGGCUCCACUUGUUCUAUAGGAACUGUUCUGUGUACAAUACUCUACGUACGGUCUCGGAGACUCACGUUACCUAAGAUUAUUUAGUUAACAUGUUACAGAUAUACGUACGUAUACCGUAUAGCUAACUUCAGGUGAUACUCCUUUUUUCUGUUUUUUGAAUGGGUUUUGAGUGUCACCACUUUACAAUCUCAGGUUGUGGAGUUUUUAAUUUCAUAUGUGUUUAGGAUAGCUCUCAUGUGAACGAUGGGUUUCACAAAAACAGUAUCAAGUGAAAUACUAAAUAUUUAUAAUUAUGUAUAUUUUCUUGCUGCAGCAAUACACAAAAACAGUUGGUAA